CAAUAUCCAUUCACAUGCUUAUUUCAUCGCCAAGCUCCCUCCCUAUUUAACCCCCUCCAUCCUUCCUCCACACACACAUCAACUCUAACAAUUUCCAUUUUUAUUCUUCUCUCCAUUUCUCUUUGUCCCUUUCCAAUCUUUUCCACACAAAUCAGACCAUAGUUUCACUACCACUUGUCCAAACCAAAAACUUGUCUGAAAAUACAAACAUACACUUGUUAAAUGUAUAACAGUUCUUGUCUUAAUAUGCCAACCAUGUUUCGAUCUUCUGGUCAGGAGGACUUCCUUUCUCGCAGAUGUAUAUGGGUGAAUGGACCUGUCAUAGUUGGGGCUGGUCCUUCUGGUCUAGCUGUUGGUGCUGGCCUUAAAUCUCAAGGUGUCCCUUUUAUAAUCCUCGAAAGAGCAAAUUGCAUUGCCUCUCUUUGGCAAAACCGAACUUAUGAUCGCCUCAAGCUUCACCUCCCUAAACAAUUCUGUCAACUACCCAAUUUGCCGUUCCCGGAGGACUUCCCUGAAUAUCCCACCAAAGAUCAGUUCAUUACUUAUCUUGAAUCCUAUGCAAAACACUUUGAUAUGACACCGCAUUUCAAUGAGACUGUGCAGUCUGCUAAGUAUGAUGAAACUUUUGGCUUGUGGAGAGUCAAAACCAUUUCAUCCGGCGGUUUUCUUCCCACUGAAGUCGAAUAUAUAUGCCGAUGGCUUGUGGUUGCCACCGGCGAAAAUGCUGAGAAGGUGGUGCCAGAGUUUGAAGGUUUGCAAGAAUUUGGUGGCAAUGUUACGCAUGCUUGUGACUAUAAAUCUGGUGUAAAUUAUCGUGGAAAGCGUGUACUAGUUGUUGGCUGUGGCAAUUCAGGCAUGGAAGUCUCCCUUGAUCUCUGCAACCACAAAGCAAACCCAUCAAUGGUGGUUCGAAGUUCGGUUCAUGUCUUGCCGAGGGAAAUUUUUGGAAAAUCAACAUUUGAAUUGGCAAUAGAAAUGAUGAAAUGGCUACCACUUUGGCUGGUUGACAAGAUACUGCUAAUUCUUGCCUGGCUAAUCCUGGGAAAUCUAGAAAAAUAUGGGCUGAAAAGACCAUGUAUAGGACCUUUACAGCUCAAGAACUCUCAAGGAAAGACCCCAGUAUUGGAUAUUGGUGCAUUAGACAAAAUAAGAUCCGGUAAGAUCAAGGUCGUCCCCGGAAUCAAGAAGUUCUCUAAUGGCAGAGUGGAGCUUGUUAAUGGCGAAAAGCUUGAGAUCGAUUCCGUAAUUCUGGCAACUGGAUAUCGCAGCAAUGUUCCUUCAUGGCUGAGGGAGAAUGAAUUCUUUUCAGAAGAUGGGAUACCCAAAAAUCCAUUCCCAAAUGGUUGGAAAGGAAAGGCUGGGCUUUAUGCAGUUGGGUUCACAAGGAGAGGUCUAUCAGGUGCAUCUCUAGAUGCCAUUAGUGUAGCAUUUGAUAUCGCCAACAGCUGGAAAGAAGAAACCAAGCAGAAAAAGAAAACUAUUGCUGCUCGCCAUAGAAGAUGCAUUUCACAUUUCUGAAGCCAAUAGAUUUUUUUUUAGCACCAAUAAGACUUCUUUUAUUAAGUCUGAUUCAUUGGUUUUAUCAUUCAAUGACUGAUCAAUCAGUCUUUCUAGAAAUAAUGUAGAGAAAGAAGAAAUUUAGCAAAUCAUACAGCAUAAUAGCCCUCUCCUAAAGAAAACCCCAGUUGGGCCUUUUUUGUACAAAGGAAGAUGAGGCUUAAUACAUUGUGUAUGAAUGUAUUUAUGUUUUAAGAGUGAUUAUAUGUAUAUUUUUUUCAAUAAAAGUUGUUAAUUUAUUUUUCCCCUUUUAAAAAAAAAUUUCCUAGAUUCAAAGGAAUAUUGGAUGAC
This is a messenger RNA of Manihot esculenta (cassava), 1848 nucleotides long. RefSeq names its product probable indole-3-pyruvate monooxygenase YUCCA3. Gene Ontology annotation, molecular function: flavin adenine dinucleotide binding; N,N-dimethylaniline monooxygenase activity; NADP binding. Bases 223 to 1518 code for a protein of 431 amino acids. The transcript is spliced from 3 exons. The record is from RefSeq and is a predicted model, not a curated record. NCBI's taxonomy places the organism in Eukaryota, Viridiplantae, Streptophyta, Magnoliopsida, Malpighiales, Euphorbiaceae.